This is a messenger RNA of Cannabis sativa, 1998 nucleotides long. Its product is annotated as IQ domain-containing protein IQM1-like. The record is from RefSeq and is a predicted model, not a curated record. NCBI's taxonomy places the organism in Eukaryota, Viridiplantae, Streptophyta, Magnoliopsida, Rosales, Cannabaceae. Bases 625 to 1998 code for a protein of 457 amino acids. The transcript is spliced from 9 exons.
AUAAAUUUUUGGUGAUAAGUUGGAUUUAGGCAAAGUGGGGUACGUGUAUCUCGUAAGAUCAUGUAAUCUUAGCCAUUUCCUUUGAAAGUCACCUUCAACGUGUGGAUGUUGUCUUUUAAUUUUCUAUUGCAUUUACUUAAAUAGUAACACUUUGUUUUAAAGUUUAUUAAGUAUAUUAAAACAAUUUAAAUUUUUGAGUUCGUAUAUUUAUUUUAAUUAGUUAAAUGUUUACAAUAAUAUUAGCGGCAAAGCCAGGAGCAGCUAAUGCCUCCUUUAUCGUCGGCUAUUGUAGUGUAACUAUCGGGCACAAAAGAUAUAGAUUGAUGUGCUGUUUUGCUAUUGAGUAUUAACUUAAUCUGUGAGCUAAUUCUCAACAUGCCUUUUAGUAAUUCUCAAUUCAAAAGUCAAACCAGGCAACAGAGGGGCCCGGCCGUGUGUAAUUAAUUAAUAGGAAUAUAUAGAAGAUUUUUGUUUUUUCUCAAAACACUGCUCAGUUUACGACAAGUUGAUGAAUUUACUAUUCCAAAGAUUUCUUACGUAUUUGAACGUAUCAUUGUCAAAGUCGAUCUUUUCCUUCUAACGUCCACUUUUACUAUUUUCACUAUUUUUUCAAAAUCUUAUAAAAUGCAGCAGCUAUAUAGCUCUUAUCUUCUCCUUAUUAUAUAUAUAAAUAGCAUUUUUAAAUUGAUCGUCGUCUAUUUUGUUUCAGAACUAAAGCUAUUAUAUCAUUUAAUGAUCCAUACAAGUGUUUCAUUGAAUAUGGUGGAAUUAGCUGAGGUAAAUUCUAAUGGUGAUAUUAAUAAUAAUGAUGAUGGAAAAUGUUCUUAUUCAAGAACAAGUAGAGAUGAGGCCAUGAAUGCAGCUGCAACCAAGGUGCAGAAAGUUUACAAGAGUUACAGAACAAGAAGAAGCCUUGCAGACUGUGCUGUCGUUGUUGAGGAACUAUGGUGGAAGGCAUUAGAUUUUGCUGCCCUUAGGAGAAGCUCUGUGUCAUUUUUUGACUCAGAUAAGCCAGAAACUGCAAUUUCCAGAUGGUCAAGAGCUAGGACAAGGGCUGCCAAGGUCGGAAAAGGUUUGUGCAAGUAUGAGAAGGCUCAGAAAUUAGCUUUACAACACUGGCUUGAAGCUAUUGAUCCACGUCAUCGUUAUGGACACAAUCUACACAUAUAUUAUAAUGCUUGGUUUGAAAGCAAGAGUUCUCAACCUUUCUUCUAUUGGUUGGACGUUGGAGAUGGGAAAGAAGUCACUCUUGAGAAAUGCCCAAGAACUGUGCUUAAUCUUCAGUGCAUAAAAUAUCUUGGACCAAUAGAGAGACAAGCGUACGAAGUAAUAGUGGAAAGUGGGAAGCUUCUCUACAAGCAAAGUGGAUGCCACGUGGAGACUGAUGAGGGCACCAAGUGGAUCUUUGUGCUGAGCACAUCAAGAAAAUUAUACGUAGCUAAGAAGAUUAAGGGCAUAUUCCAACACUCAAGCUUUCUAGCAGGUGCUGCCACCAUUGCAGCUGGAAGAUUGGUUACCCAUAAUGGCAUUCUUCAGGGUAUAUGGUCCUAUAGUGGUCAUUAUCGCCCAACACAAGAAAAUUUCAUGGAAAUAAUUAGCUAUUUGGAGCAACAUCAUGUGGACUUAACAAAUGUCAAGAAAUGUCCUAUGGAUGAUGACGUUCCACCUAGUAAUAAUAAUAAUAAUAAUUUGACGAAGUCUGAAAGUGGAAAUAGUCUGAGUGUCCCAAAUGGUUUGAAACGUAGCAAUGAGACCAAAAUGGAAUUGAGUAUGGGUUCCUCUUCGUCCAAAUGGUGCACUGGGGCUGGACCACGUAUUAGCUGCGUCAGAGAGUACCCUUCACGCCUCCAAUUUGAUGCCCUUCAACAUCUAACUAUAUCGCCCAGGACCAGGCCCAAUUCAAUUCUUAUCCCAUCUCCUAGGCCCAUCCCAAAUUUCCAUCUCUCAUCUACGCUUCCACAUCUUGGGCUUCCAAGCCCAAAGACUCAAGAGAAGUAA